This is a messenger RNA of Lolium rigidum, 1549 nucleotides long. RefSeq names its product sphingosine kinase 2-like. The transcript is spliced from 9 exons. Bases 1 to 1449 code for a protein of 482 amino acids. Lineage: Eukaryota; Viridiplantae; Streptophyta; Magnoliopsida; Poales; Poaceae. The record is from RefSeq and is a predicted model, not a curated record. Gene Ontology annotation, molecular function: kinase activity. Gene Ontology annotation, cellular component: cytoplasm; intracellular membrane-bounded organelle; membrane. Gene Ontology annotation, biological process: sphingosine biosynthetic process.
AUGGAAGACCACCAUAGCGCCGCCGCGAAGGUCCGCGUGAACGGCGCGCCGGCCGAGGCGACGCUCUCCACUGGUGCCGGCGUCGGCGGCCCCGAGCUCCGGUGGCGCUACUGCGCUGGCCCCGCGGCGGAGAGGAGCCUCUCGCUGGAGGCCGACGUGCUCGGCGUCGAGGCGAACGGGAAGGAGGUCGUCGUCAGGGCCUUCGUGGCGGCAGGGAAGAGGCGCAGGAGGAGAGACUACGUGUUCGAGAUGGCCGACGGCGAAGGCGCGGCCGCGGCGUGGGGCGAGAAGCUCCGACGCUGCUUGGACUCGUUCGGCCGGCCGAAGAGAUUGUUCGUCUUGGUCAACCCUUUCGGCGGCAAGAGAUGCGCGAGCAAGAUCUACGAGGCAGAGAUCAAGCCCAUGCUCGAAGCUGCCGGUGUCGACGUCACAAUGCAAGAGACCCAGCACGGGGGGCAUGCCCGGGAGUUGGCCACUUCUCUUGACCUUGCGAGAUACGACGGGAUCGUCUGCGUUAGUGGUGACGGUGUCCUCGUGGAGGUAGUGAACGGAAUUCUGCAGCGAACGGACUGGGAGGAAGCAAUAAAAAUGCCGAUCGGGAUCAUUCCAGCUGGUACAGGGAAUGGCAUGGCUAAAUCACUCCUGCAUGCUGCAAACCAGACAUGCUCAAUUUCAGAAGCUUUAUUCGCCAUUAUCAGAGGUCAUAAGCAGGCCUUGGAUGUCUGCACCUUAGUGCAAGGGCAGAAGAAAAUUUUCAGUGUGCUGUCAGUUACCUGGGGUUUGGUGGCCGAUAUCGACAUCGAGUCCGAGAAAUACAGGUGGAUGGGGAGCGCGCGCUUUGACUUUUAUGCUCUGGUUCGCAUAAUGAAUCUGCGACGAUACUGCGGAACCAUCCAUUUCGUGCCUGCCCCGGGCUACGAGGCGUACGGGGAGCCUGCCAAGCAAGUCGAGAGUUCCAUCGUGGAAUGUCUGGAGCAGAAUGGGGAACCUCAGGUGUGUUCUUAUCAAGGUCCUUCAGCUGAGUUACAAGGUUCAUACUGGAGAUCCAUUGAUGGCCCGUUUGUGGCCGUGUGCCUCAACAACGUGCCAUGGGCUACUGAGAGUGUCAUGGCAGCUCCUGAAGCCAAGUUCUCAGAUGGAUAUAUGGACGCAGUCAUAAUCAGAGAUUGUCCAAAGGCUGAUCUUUUAGCUCUGAUGCUAAAGAUGAGCGAUGGGAGCUAUGUGAAGUCGAAAUAUGUUACAUAUCUCAAGGUGAGAUCUUUUCGGUUAUCACCAGGACAGCUUGUGGAGAAUCCCAAAAGGGGUGGCAUCAUAGACGUGGAUGGCGAGGUGAUUGCCAGAGGAGAAGAAGCGUAUGGCAGAAACAAGAAUCAAGAUGUGAUGGCGUAUGGUCCUUCUGUUCAAAUGACAGUGCACCAGGGCUUGGCCACUGUAUAUUGUCCCAAAUGAUUUCCGAUCUAUGUCGAUUUCUUUAUUUGUUUUCAAAAAUUUAAAAGUAGUCCACUGAAUUACAAACAAGGGCAGCUCAAAGAAAAUGUUUCAAUCUCUG